Cyphellophora europaea CBS 101466 is the source of this 1032-nucleotide messenger RNA. RefSeq lists its product as uncharacterized. Bases 1 to 1032 code for a protein of 343 amino acids. The record is from RefSeq and is a predicted model, not a curated record. The transcript has 2 exons. Lineage: Eukaryota; Fungi; Ascomycota; Eurotiomycetes; Chaetothyriales; Cyphellophoraceae.
AUGGCAUCCAAAGAUCUCGCGCCCCUCACUGCGUCCUGGACACGCAUUUACCUUACGUCCCAGAUCCGUCACAACAAGAUUCCAGCGCCUACACCCGGCACUACUCUGCAUAGCAAGGCCGCUAUCGUCACUGGCGCCAACACUGGCAUUGGAUAUGAGUGUGCCCGACAGCUACUUUCUCUUAAAGUCUCCCACUUGAUCAUUACAUCACGCGACCAACAGCGCGCCACAGAUGCAGCUUCGAAGCUCAGAGCCGAGUACUCGACGGCAACCAUUGAUGCUUGGGUGCUGGACAUGUGCUCCUACGAGUCGAUCCAGGGGUUUGCCAAGAAAGCAAAUGGUCAGCUCCCCAAGCUAGACAUCGUCAUCCUCAACGCAGGUUGCUCCAAGCUCAACUUCAAUCUGAUCAACCACACGGGGCACGAGGAGAACCUGCAGGUCAACUACCUCUCUACGAUGCUCUUGACGGUACUGCUGCUUCCCAUCAUGAGAGCGCGGGCCUCGCCAGACCGCCCCGGACGCAUAUCCAUUGUCACAUCGGGCACGGUGCUUUCAGCCAAGUUUGCAAACAGAUCGAGUGUGCCGCUCCUCAAAUCCUUCGACGAUCCCAAGACAGGUCUUUCAGGCUUGGAGUCGUACGCCACGUCGAAACUCCUUGGGCACAUGUUCGUAUACAAGCUGGUCGACUAUGUGUCGCGGGACGACGUGGUCAUCAACCUGGUAGAUCCGGGAGGUACCAAAGGCACGAGUUUGGGACGAGAUCUUCCCAAAAUCGUUCAAACAAUCGUGCUCCCCGUGGCGGGAUCGAUCUCGCGAACUGUCGAGGAUGCAGCGCAUAUAUACCUCAAUGCCGCAGUUUCACGAGGCAAAGAGUCACAUGGUUGCUUUAUUAUGGACGCCGAAAUUCGACCAUUCCCACCCUUGUUGUAUACUGACGAGGGAAAGGGGGUUAUGCAGAGGCUGUGGGAGGAAACGCUAGAUGAGUUACAGUUUGCCGACGCUGGGGGCAUUAUAAAAUCCAUGCAGAAGUAG